CAAACCCGGAGGGCCGCGCGCGCGCGCGCGAACCGUGUCCGAACCGCACGGCGGCGUCCUGGGGGGUCCACUGUGAGGACGGAGCUUCCUCUCCUCAGGACCCACCCAGGAGGGGCCGGGGCUUGGGACACCUGGGGACACCUGGGGCCGCGUCCGCUGUGAGGAUAAGGAGACGCUGCUGCAGCUCCGGGACACCUGGGGCCGCCGAGGCAAAGGAUCUCACUCUGUCUCCCAGGCUGGAGUACUGUGGCACAAUCGUGGCUCACUGCAACCUCUGUCUCCUGGGCUCAAGUGAUCCUCCCGCCUCAGCCUCCCAAGUAGCUGGGGCUACAGGGGUAAAUCUUUUCAAGACACUAAAACAGGUGACUCAGCCCUGUGAGCUCUGUGCCUGACAUGACUCAAACGGCCAGCAAUUUUCUCCUUCUCCAGUUAAACCUGUCCAAAAUUGAGGAACCUAUCCAGGACAGGUGCAAAGGCACUCUGUGAAUAUGGAAACAAGAGUCUUCCCCUCCCACAUGGGAGGAAAAUUCAGUUUCAGCUCAGCUAGGGAUUUAGUCUUACUGAAGACGCGGGAGAAGUUCUCCAGCUGAGCAGCUUUCCCCAACGUGGAAGGGACCAUAGCAAGGACACCUGAGUUCUCCAACAGACGUUCAACGCCAAGGGAUUCACAGUUCUGGGAGGUGAUCUCUGAUGAACAUGCCAUCAACUCCGCUGGCACCUACCACGGGGACAGCCACCUGCAGCUGGAGCGCAUCAACGUGUACUACAACGAGGCCAGCGGUGGCAGAUAUGUGCCCCGCGCUGUGCUCGUGGAUCUGGAGCCAGGCACCAUGGACUCUGUGCGCUCGGGGCCCUUUGGGCAGGUCUUCAGGCCAGACAACUUCAUCUUCGGUCAGUGUGGGGCCGGAAACAACUGGGCCAAGGGACACUACACAGAAGGCGCGGAGCUGAUGGAGUCAGUGAUGGACGUUGUCAGAAAGGAGGCUGAGAGCUGUGACUGCCUGCAGGGUUUCCAGCUGACCCACUCCCUGGGUGGGGGGACUGGGUCUGGGAUGGGUACCCUUCUGCUCAGUAAGAUCCGGGAGGAGUACCCAGACAGGAUCAUAAACACAUUCAGCAUCCUGCCCUCGCCCAAGGUGUCAGACACCGUGGUGGAGCCCUACAACGCCACCCUCUCAGUCCACCAGCUCAUAGAAAACGCAGAUGAGACCUUUUGCAUAGAUAACGAAGCGCUGUAUGACAUAUGUUCCAAGACCCUAAAACUGCCCACACCCACCUAUGGUGACCUGAACCACCUGGUGUGUGCUACCAUGAGUGGGGUCACCACGUGCCUGCGCUUCCCAGGCCAGCUGAAUGCUGACCUGCGGAAGCUGGCCGUGAACAUGGUCCCGUUUCCCCGGCUGCAUUUCUUCAUGCCUGGCUUUGCCCCACUGACCAGCCGGGGCAGCCAGCAGUACCGGGCCUUGACUGUGGCUGAGCUUACCCAGCAGAUGUUUGAUGCUAAGAACAUGAUGGCUGCCUGUGACCCCCGUCACGGCCGCUACCUAACGGCGGCUGCCAUUUUCAGGGGUCGCAUGCCCAUGAGGGAGGUGGAUGAACAAAUGUUCAACAUUCAAGAUAAGAACAGCAGCUACUUUGCUGACUGGCUCCCCAACAACGUAAAAACUGCCGUCUGUGACAUCCCACCCCGGGGCCUGAAAAUGUCGGCCACCUUCAUUGGGAACAACACAGCCAUCCAGGAACUCUUCAAGCGUGUCUCAGAGCAGUUUACAGCAAUGUUCAGGCGCAAGGCCUUCCUCCACUGGUACACGGGCGAGGGCAUGGAUGAGAUGGAAUUCACCGAGGCCGAGAGCAACAUGAACGACCUGGUGUCUGAAUAUCAGCAAUAUCAGGAUGCCACGGCCGAGGAGGAGGAGGAUGAGGAGUAUGCCGAGGAGGAGGUGGCCUAGAACUCUCCUUUUCUAGGUAAAGGGGGGAAGCGGUGUGGAUUCUUUACUGUGUUCUGACAGCCAUGUGUCACUAUGCGCUUGUUCAUUUGUGUCUUCACAUCUGCUGCGUUUUAAAGCAUUUUUACAGUAUGCGGUUUUGACUAAUAAAGUAUUCUCACAGCA
Molecule: messenger RNA, 2111 nt
Organism: Pan troglodytes (chimpanzee)
Lineage: Eukaryota; Metazoa; Chordata; Mammalia; Primates; Hominidae
Gene: TUBB8
Product: tubulin beta 8 class VIII
Exons: 7
Coding region: 831-1949 (372 amino acids)
Biological process (GO): microtubule-based process
Cellular component (GO): microtubule
Molecular function (GO): GTPase activity; structural constituent of cytoskeleton; GTP binding
Source: RefSeq, a predicted model, not a curated record